Molecule: messenger RNA, 1657 nt
Organism: Andrographis paniculata
Lineage: Eukaryota; Viridiplantae; Streptophyta; Magnoliopsida; Lamiales; Acanthaceae
Product: protein ECERIFERUM 26-like
Exons: 2
Coding region: 123-1430 (435 amino acids)
Molecular function (GO): acyltransferase activity, transferring groups other than amino-acyl groups
Source: RefSeq, a predicted model, not a curated record
GUGAGCAACCAAACUCCCUCCCCUAUCUAAUUUCCUUCAAACCCUUAACCACUCUCCCCCAACACGCCUUAAAAAAAAAAUAAAAAACCCUCAAUUCAUCAUCCUCUCCAUUCUAUUCUACCAUGGUUUCACCUCCAAUGGACAGCAAAACCCUAAUCUACGACGUAAAAGUGUCGUCGAUCGGGCCGGCCGAUGUCACUGGAUCGGACCUCAUCUACGAGCCCGACAACCUCGACUUGGCCAUGAAGCUUCACUACCUCAGAGGAGUGUACUACUUCAGAAGCCAAGCAUUUGAUGGUCUUUCCACUCUUGUCAUCAAAGAGCCCAUGUUCUUGUGGCUUAACAAGUAUCCAAUGACUUGCGGCCGCUUCCGGAGAUCUGACGAUCACUCCGGCCGGCCUUACAUCAAGUGCAACGACUGCGGCGUCAGGUUCAUCGAGGCCAAGUCUGAUAAAACCCUAGAUGACUGGUUCCAGAUCAAGGACAAGGAUGUCUCCCUCGAGAAGGUUCUCGUGCCGAAUCAAUAUAUCGGGCCGGAGCUCGGGUUUUCUCCGCUUGUUUUUGUACAGCUAACAAAAUUUAAGUGCGGUGGAACAGCAUUGAGCCUAAGUUGGGCCCAUGUUCUUGGAGAUGCAUUUUCGGUCGCGAAAUUCAUGAACUCAUUGGGCCAUGCUGUGGCCGGACAUGAACUAGGAGAGCCCGUGGACCUAUCCAAAACCCUAACAAAGUCCAUCGGAACUAAUAGUUCGACGAACUUUGGAGAUGACCCACUUUCCGUCAAACGGGUUAGCCCAGUUGGAGACAAUUGGGUCAAUACCGCGAAAGUCCAAAUGGAGGAAUUCUCUUUCAACAUCACCCCCACAUUAUUGAAGCAUCUAAAUUCUAAAUUCAAUCCGAGCGGGCCCCAAUUCAGUCCAUUCGAGUUAAUUUCAGCCGUAAUUUGGCAAUGCAUUGCAAGAAUUCGAGGCGAAGAAGGCCAACCAAAUAUUGUGACUAUUUGCAAGAAAAGUGAAGGUAAUAAGGCAAGUGGUGCAUUGGGCAAUAAGCAACUUGUGAGCGUAGUCAAAGCAGAUAUCAGCGUGGCGAGUGCCAAUCUUGGCGAGCUAGCAUCAAUGAUGCAAAACAAUGCCUUAGAAGAAAACAAAAAGAUUGAUGAGGCAAUAGAAAGGGAGGAAGCAUUAGCGGACUUCAUCCUCUACGGCGCAAAUUUAACUUUUGUGGACCUCGAAGGUUCCCCUUUCUAUGAAGUCGAAUUUAGGGGACAAAAGCCUGAAAAUGUGAGCUAUAGGAUCGAGGGAGUUGGCGAUCAAGGCGUAAUCUUAGUGCAUCCGGCGCCUAAAGAUGAAAGGAGGAAUAUUAUGGUAAUAUUGCCCGAAAAUGAGGUCACCGAGCUUAAAUCCGAGCUCGAAAGGGAGGGGCUUAUUGCAUGAGACAAUACAAUAUGUGUGUAAGUAUGUGCACUUGGUUUCGACCAUUUAAUUAGGGUUGUCCUUUGCCUUCUUAUACUUGAAGACUAUAUUUGAAUGUUUGUAAUAAAGGCAAGAUUAAUAGUUUUGAAUCUUGUCUACUUUUCUUGAAAUUAUUUGUGUGGAUGAGUAUGCACUAUUGUUCAUCCUAAGUAUUGGGAAAUAUAUAUGGGUGUGUGGAUUUUGUAUUA